Molecule: messenger RNA, 224 nt
Organism: Amoebophrya sp. A25
Lineage: Eukaryota; Dinophyceae; Syndiniales; Amoebophryaceae
Source: the annotation of a GenBank genome assembly
CGGAACACCUGAUCAUUUGAGCUGGCAUGGUGGCGCACGAGUCCUGGGUCCAGGUGUCAAGUGGACGCUGCAAAAAUUUGUGGAGAUACCACAUAGAAACGUAAAAAAUGGAACUGUGAUUAUGGCAUUUUAGGGCUCUUUGGUGGUGUGCUGAACUUUGUGCGAGAUUCCUCGUGUUGUAGCGACCUUCUUUGUGUUUACAACAGGCAGAUGGCUUACUAGUC